AGAACAUCUUUCGGGCCAUUUUCGUGAGGACCCUCUUCGUUUUAUGAUGCAAAUGGGCGCAUUUUAUCAAGGAACGGGGUGGAGAAGUUAUAAAAACUAUAUCGGAACUCGAAUAUUUUACGAAGGAUACACUGAAGAGUUGAAAGAACGUGUAUUAAAUAGUGAACGUGCUGAGAAGCAGGUCAACUUUCUUUCACAGACUUUUCCAAAUGCCACCCCAAAAAUGAUUGCUAAGCGAAAGAAAAAGUUUGAAAAAGAGCUACAAAUCGUGGCCAACGGAAUGGUGGAUAAAUUAAUUGCCGAUCUUAAUA
Molecule: messenger RNA, 311 nt
Organism: Racocetra persica
Lineage: Eukaryota; Fungi; Glomeromycota; Glomeromycetes; Diversisporales; Gigasporaceae
Source: the annotation of a GenBank genome assembly